AUGUUCCUGUUGACACCAGCCUGUCGUGAAAUCACCUCUAUCUUUUCUCUUACUCCUCCUCUCCCUCCUACUGGCAUGGACCUCCACCAGCCAUGCCGCCGCAAUCCCAGAGCGGCCCCCAGUAGUUCUCUCAAGCCUGGAAUCCCCCUGUCAUCCCGCGAUCUCAUCCCUCCCACCCUCCUGAGCAAGCGCGGAUGCGCCUUCGGUAAGAGCAUUGCCGAGGACGAGUACGACGGCGAUGAGCAAGCCUCAGAGCCCGUCUACGUGUGCAGCAGCGAAGUUCCCUCUGUGGACGAGCUAGUGGCCCAGACCCAAUCUUACGGGACCGUAGGCUCCUUGGACUCUCUCUUUUACAGCGGCCUGGACGGCGGCAACGCAAUCCCACUCGCCAAGCAAUGGUAUUGCUCCAAUGUUCCCGACGGACGUGGGGCGGUGGCCUUCGACAACAUCGUCGACAAUGACUGGUACCUCGCUCAAGCGUCUGCUUUUGCUUUGGCGCAGGUGUCUUAUUCCAAGGUGGAUCAGCCGCGUGGCUGUGCAGACGCCCAAGGCCUCCCAUUCAUUACUAUGGCCUCGUGUCGGUCGCAAGGCUGA
Aspergillus novofumigatus IBT 16806 is the source of this 594-nucleotide messenger RNA. RefSeq lists its product as uncharacterized. Bases 1 to 594 code for a protein of 197 amino acids. The transcript has a single exon. Lineage: Eukaryota; Fungi; Ascomycota; Eurotiomycetes; Eurotiales; Aspergillaceae. The record is from RefSeq and is a predicted model, not a curated record.